Messenger RNA from Hypomesus transpacificus, 776 nucleotides. RefSeq names its product neurturin-like. The coding region runs from base 1 to 525 and encodes 174 amino acids. The transcript has a single exon. NCBI's taxonomy places the organism in Eukaryota, Metazoa, Chordata, Actinopteri, Osmeriformes, Osmeridae. The record is from RefSeq and is a predicted model, not a curated record. Gene Ontology annotation, molecular function: growth factor activity; receptor tyrosine kinase binding; glial cell-derived neurotrophic factor receptor binding.
AUGACUGACUGGUUUCCUCUGUCCUCCCUUUUAGUCUCCAAGCUGCUGCAGAGCUUCACAGAGGGGGAGAUGCAGCAGGUGAUAGGGACCCUGGUGGACAGAAAGGUCCGCCAGGACAGCCAGGAGGACAGCCAGGAGGACAGCCAGGAGGACAGCCAGGAGGACAGCCAGGACGACAGCCAGGAGGACAGCCAGGCCAGAAGGACUAAGAGGGCUAAGAGGAGGCUAAAGGCCUGCUCCCUGCAUGAGCUGGAGCUGACUGUCAGUGAGCUAGGCCUGGGCUAUCACAGUGAUGAGACUCUGCUGUUCCGGUACUGCAGCGGCAAGUGUAGAGCACGUAGGCGCAACUACGACAUCACUUUGGAACACAUGAGGAGGACUGGGCUCAUCAGAAAGAGAGACAAGGUCCAAUACAAUCCUUGCUGUCGGCCUGUCACAUAUGAGAAGGAUAUCUCUUUCCUGGACAACAGCAGUAGAUAUCACACAAUUCAGGAAGUGUCAGCACAGGAGUGUGGUUGUGUAUGACUUCCUGGUUGAUCUAUGAUGCAUUACGCUGCUUGAAGGUGUCGAAGAUGACAUUUAAGACUAUCCUAAAUAGACCAACCUUCUUCACUGAUAUGUGAUACUGGAUUGUGUGAAAGAAGAGGCUCAAGGAUUUGUGUCCAUGGCAGAACUGUUGCUCUUGGUACUACAGACUGUCCCCAGAUACUGCCAUGUGGAACAGUUUCAUACCCAAACACCAGGACACUUAAAAUGCCCAGUUAGGGUUUAACAUU